Messenger RNA from Serpula lacrymans var. lacrymans S7.9, 1803 nucleotides. RefSeq lists its product as uncharacterized. Lineage: Eukaryota; Fungi; Basidiomycota; Agaricomycetes; Boletales; Serpulaceae. Gene Ontology annotation, molecular function: phosphoacetylglucosamine mutase activity; magnesium ion binding. Bases 57 to 1709 code for a protein of 550 amino acids. The record is from RefSeq and is a predicted model, not a curated record. The transcript has 6 exons. Gene Ontology annotation, biological process: UDP-N-acetylglucosamine biosynthetic process; carbohydrate metabolic process.
ACAGUUGGUUGACUGGAAAUUCCCCGCUUCUUGCACUCAUUCUGUCUACACCGAAGAUGAAUUCACUACCAUUGGGAAAGAUCACACUCUUCUCAGAUCUUCACCCUAAGCUUUAUCCCGCUUAUUUUAAUUAUGGAACUGCAGGGUUCAGAAUGCCUGGGAAAGUGCUCGAUUCUGUUCUGUUCAGGGUUGGUAUUCUAGCUGGCCUUCGAAGCAAGAAAAUGGAUGGCAAAACUGUAGGCAUUAUGGUAACAGCAUCUCAUAACCCCGAAACGGAUAACGGUGUGAAAAUGGUCGAUCCACGCGGAGAAAUGCUUGAUUCGUCCUGGGAGGUAUACGCUACAACCCUGGCUAAUUCAUCCACUACCGAAAUGUUUUUAUCUACUCUCGAAGAGUUCGUCGAAGCUGAAAAAAUAGACUUGUCGAAGCCUGCUAGAGUUGUCUACGCUCGGGACACGCGCCCUUCAGGCCCUGCCCUGGUGGCUGCUCUCGAGGAUGGUUUUGCAGCUAUCGGGGCCGAAGCAAGAAAUGCUGGUAUCACCACGACCCCUAUUCUACAUUAUCUUGUCAAAGCUAUAAAUACGAAGGGCACCGAAGAAUGUUUCGGCGACGACUCAGAACAUGGAUAUUUUACCAAGCUCAGCGAGGCAUUCAAGAAACUCCUGCUAGGAAAACCCACGCCUUCACCUUUAGUGAUUGACUGCGCCAAUGGUGUGGGUGCUCCGAUUGCCGCAAAGCUCGCUCAAUACCUUGCCGCCUCCAUGCCAAUGCUUUUGACCAAUACAGCCAUUGACAACCCGGGUGCAUUAAAUAACCUUUGUGGUGCAGAUUACAUCAAGACUACUCAGAAGAUACCUCCUUCUUUGAUGACUGUUCUUCAACCAGGACAGCGCGCAUGCAGUCUUGAUGGUGAUGCGGAUCGGUUGAUGUAUUACUAUCUAGACAGUCGAGGCCAAUACCACAUGCUAGAUGGAGACAAAAUUGCAGCACUUGUUGCCAGUUUUAUCGUUGAACUUGUCAAAGCUGCUGGUCUUGAAAAUCGAAUCAAAAUUGGCGUUGUGCAGACGGCAUAUGCAAACGGCAGCUCAACCAAAUACCUCUCCACUCGCUUGCCUGUGAAGUGUGUCUCAACUGGUGUAAAACAUCUCCAUCACGCAGCUGAGCAUUAUGACGUGGGCAUAUAUUUCGAGGCAAAUGGUCACGGUACUGUCCUGUUCUCCCAACAAAUCCAGAAUAUACUUUCUGGCUGUCAACCCUCGACCCUUGCGCAGUCAAUAGCAAUUAAUCAUUUGAUUAAUUUGGCCCAGUUGAUUAAUCAAACCGUUGGAGAUGCACUUUCGGAUAUGUUACUCGUGGAGGUUGUCCUCGCCCAUAGGUCAUACGGCUGUGUUGAGUGGGACUCCCUAUAUACUGAUCUACCCAAUCGUCUUGUGAAGGUUCUGGUAGAAGAUAGAAAUAUCUUCAAGACGGAGGACGCGGAACGGCGAUUGGUCAGCCCACCUGGGCUACAAGAGAAAAUCAAUGAUUUGUCGCAUAAAUAUGACAGUGGACGGUCAUUUGUAAGGCCGAGUGGCACAGAAGAUGUAGUCCGCGUGUAUGCAGAAGCAGCUACUAAGCAGCAAGCUGAUGAACUAGCAUUCCGUAUAGCUGGAGUGGUAUAUGAUGAAGCUGGAGGUGACGCCUCUCAAAGACCGAUGGAAUUCUUAUGAGUACUCUUGUGAAGCUUACAGCGCUUUGCAAAUGUGUUGACAGUACUACCGUUUUGAGAGAUAAUAAUUAAUUCCUAUCGAUUACAACCAAGUU